AUGUUGUGCACUGGCGCGAGGCGGUCGUGCUGUGCGCUGUGUGGCGCGGGGGCAGACGUGCACUGCCAUGCCGACGCAGCGUUCUUCUGCGCAUCGUGCCACGCCCAGGCAAACUGCACCAGCUCCCUCGCGUCCCGCCACCGCCUCAUGCAGGUCCCACCGCCCAACCACGUCCACGUGGAGGUUUCGGCCAGGGCGAUGGACGUGGACCCCUGGGUAGCGCGCCUACGUGCUGCCGCAGCCGGCCGCACGCGUAUCCCGCCGCCCAGCGACGUACGCGCGGAGGUUACGGCCAGGGCGAUGGGCCCCGACACCUGGGCUGCGCACCUACGUGCCGCCGCAGCCGGCCGCACGGGUGUCCUGCCGCCCAGCAACGUCCGCGGCCGCUGCGGGGCCGUGCUGCAGCUUUUGGCUAGGCGGAUAGGCCUGGACGCGGGGGAUGCGCGCCUGCGUGCCGCCGCAGCCUUCCGCACGCUCCGGGUCGAGUUCGCCGCCGCGCCGCGCAUGCCACUGCGCGUCGCGAUGGCUGCCGCGCUGUGGAGGGAGGUGGCGGGUCACGGCGUCGUCCACGAGCUCAGCUACGCGCUCCAGCGGCUGGCAGCUUGGGCACACGUGCCGGCGAGUUUCGUUGUGGCGGUGGCGGCGGCCAUCGGGCGCGCUCGCCAAGUAAGGACGGCUGCAGAGGACGCUGAGGAGGACUCGGUCGACUGCACGAUCGUGAGCCCGCGCAGGAUACCACAGGAGCUUUGCUUAUUUGUUUAG
This is a messenger RNA of Aegilops tauschii subsp. strangulata, 762 nucleotides long. The record is from RefSeq and is a predicted model, not a curated record. Lineage: Eukaryota; Viridiplantae; Streptophyta; Magnoliopsida; Poales; Poaceae.